AUGUCAAACUCUAAGGUCAAUGCUAUCCCCGAAAGCGUACCACUACACCGUUCUACGGUCCAAGAGCUACACAGCUGGAGAACUAGAGAUAUAAGCGCUAUUUUCAACGAAACCCGCUCUCAGUUCUCAAAUACUUUAAAUCAACUAGCAGAAACGGACUUGAAAGACGCGUCAAGCCUAAGUAGCCUCGCACAAGUUUAUAAAGACUUUCAAAACCUGGAAUCGCAGCAAAAAGUACUACAGGGGAACAUAACGGAUGCGAAAACGCGGUACAGAACACAAAGUGAUGAGCUCCCGCCUGUGACGUGGGAAAAUUGGGAUGCUUACCGUGAAGGCCGACUACAAGCGCCAAAGCUCAGCAACGUUUUUGCAGAUGUAGAAAGAGAGAAGAAGGGGAAUGCUCGCGCGAUGCCUAACGACUCUUUGUCCCGACUUUUCAAAGCAUUGCCCCACAUUCUUGCCGAUCCACAGUGUAUAUUGCCAGAUGAGCGGACCGAUGACGAUUUGCAGAUCGAAGGUGGAAGGAUAGAGCUCACUUGCCCUAUCACUUGCAUGCCGUUCAAGAAGCCAAUGAUAUCAAGAAAAUGUGGCCAUGUAUUCGACUUCGAUGGUAUUGAACAGCAUUUAGCUGGUCAACCCACAAAGGAUUGUCCGCAGAGCGGCUGUGGCCAAAAGGUUGCUAUGAAAGAUCUGAUCAGGGACGAGGUCAUGGAACUACGAUGCAAAGUCGCGGCUACGAAAAGCACUUCAGCCAAAGCAGAAGAGGCUCUCCAUACGGUGUGA
Messenger RNA from Lachancea nothofagi CBS 11611, 783 nucleotides. NCBI's taxonomy places the organism in Eukaryota, Fungi, Ascomycota, Saccharomycetes, Saccharomycetales, Saccharomycetaceae. The record is from the annotation of a GenBank genome assembly.